AUGACAUCAUUAUUUUCAUCUUUAUCUUCUGUAAAAAAAUAUAAAAUAGAACAUUCAUUUGUUCCAUUAGUUGUUUCAUCUGAAUCAUUUAUAAUAAUUUAUGAAGAACAUCCUCGACCAUUGAUUCGUUUAUUUAAUAGAAAAAUUGAAUUUAUAAAUGAUUAUAAAUUAUUAAAAGAAAAUCGUUCAAUGUCAUCGAUUUGUUCAACAAAUGAUCGACGUUUAUUUAUUUUAUAUCGUUUUGAUGAUUUAUUUGUUCUUGGUUUACUCAUUGUUGAAUGGAACGGUAUAUGGCGUGUUGAUAUAUUUUCAUCAUCAUUACAUAAACUUCAUACAGGUUUUCGUUUUAAUGGAUGGACACGUGAUACAUGGCUUUCAGAAUGGUCUCCUCAUAAAUGUUGGUUUGUUGGAAAUAUACAUCAUUUAAUGAUUAAUUCUAAAGGACAACCAAUUAAUAUUGAAAAGAAUCGAUUUGAUUUCGAUAUCAAUAAUAUAACUUGGAUGAUUAAUAAAAAUAAUCAUCAAAUUAAAAUGAUUGUAACACGAGGAGAAAAUUUUCUUACUUUUUUAAAAUAA
Messenger RNA from Rotaria socialis, 576 nucleotides. NCBI's taxonomy places the organism in Eukaryota, Metazoa, Rotifera, Eurotatoria, Philodinida, Philodinidae. The record is from the annotation of a GenBank genome assembly.